Messenger RNA from Phytophthora sojae, 511 nucleotides. RefSeq lists its product as hypothetical. The record is from RefSeq and is a predicted model, not a curated record. The coding region runs from base 1 to 492 and encodes 163 amino acids. The transcript is spliced from 3 exons. NCBI's taxonomy places the organism in Eukaryota, Oomycota, Peronosporomycetes, Peronosporales, Peronosporaceae.
AUGGAGGACGGCGCCGAGGCGGACGUCUGGAGCAGCUUCGAGAAGAGCGUCGCGUACAUGAAGGAGGUGGCGGCGCUCUACGAGUCGGCGUUCGGCUGCAGGGCGGAUGGCGCCAGGAAGACCGUCGUCACCAAGGCGCACCUGGACGAGGCGCACAACCAGGCGCAGCAGGCGCUCGAGCUGCUGUCCUCCAACCUGCUGAACGCCUCCAUGACCGUCAUGAACGCGAUCGAGAGACAGGUGCGUGGCAGUAACUAUGAGAGCGAGGCCGACCGACUCAAGCGCAAGGUGUCGGCCAUUCGCGAGAGCAUUCAGGACCGACAAGCUGAGCUGGACCAACAAGCCGUUGACAAGUUUUAUGCAGCUCACAAGGCGAGCCCAUCAAUGUCGUCGCGUCCGGUUAUCUCAGCGGAGCGUACGGGGCGAUUCGAAAAGGACCCGCCGCAGCACAAACUGAGACUAUCCCUCGCUCCGGGUCAAUGCAUGCAAUAAAUCAUACUAACUUCCUAUU